Messenger RNA from Priapulus caudatus, 192 nucleotides. RefSeq names its product octapeptide-repeat protein T2-like. Lineage: Eukaryota; Metazoa; Priapulida; Priapulimorpha; Priapulimorphida; Priapulidae. The coding region runs from base 1 to 192 and encodes 63 amino acids. The transcript has 3 exons. The record is from RefSeq and is a predicted model, not a curated record.
AUGGGAGAAAGACGGAGCGAGAGGAGACUCAGGAGGAAGCAGGAGGAGAGGCGACGGAUUGAGGAGAAGAGAGGAGAAAGAGAAGAAGAGAGGAGUGGAGAGGGAGAUGAGGAAAGAAAGCAAGGGAGAGAAGAGGAGAAGGUAGAGAAGAGGGAAGGAGAGAGAGAGGGGUGGAAGAGUUAUGGUUACUGA